AUGCACUUCAAUAUCCCCUGCUAUGGUGAAGAUGGCUAUUCUGUGUCUAUACCUCAAGUGCGUACUGGCAGAACUUUGAAUGUUGGCAGUAUGACUGGUAAAGAGAGAGAGUUAGCAGAUAUGAUGGAGAGAAGGAAGGUUGAUAUAUUGUGCAUGCAAGAGACUAAAUGGAAGGGGAGUAAGGCCAGGUGGAUCGGAGGUGGAUUCAAAUUGUUCUAUCAUGGUGUGGAUGGGAGGAGAAAUGGAGUAGGGGUUAUUCUGAAGGAACAGUAUGUCAAGAGUGUUUUGGAGGUGAAAAGAGUGUCAGACAGAGUAAUGAUUAUGAAGCUGGAAAUUGGAGGUGUGAUGAUGAAUGUUGUUAGUGUAUAUGCACCGCAAGUUGGGUGUGCAAUGGGUGAGAAAGAAGAUUUUUGGAGUGAGUUGGAUGAAGUGAAAAAGAGAGUGCAGGCAGGGUGGAAUGGGUGGAGAAGAGUGUCAGGAGUAAUUUGUGACAGACGGGUAUCAGCAAGAGUAAAAGGGAAAGUCUACAGGACGGUAGUGAGACCAGCUAUGUUAUAUGGGUUGGAGAUGGUGGCACUGACCAGAAAGCAGGAGACAGAGCUGGAGGUGGCAGAGUUAAAGAUACUAAGAUUUACAUUGGGUGUGACAAGAAUGAACAGGAUUAGAAAUGAGUACAUUAGAGGGUCAGCUCAAGUUGGACGGUUGGGAGACAAAGUCAGAGAGGCGAGAUUGCAUUCGUUUGGACAUGUGCAG
Molecule: messenger RNA, 753 nt
Organism: Polypterus senegalus (gray bichir)
Lineage: Eukaryota; Metazoa; Chordata; Cladistia; Polypteriformes; Polypteridae
Exons: 3
Molecular function (GO): catalytic activity
Source: RefSeq, a predicted model, not a curated record